Messenger RNA from Leptidea sinapis, 6187 nucleotides. It is a transcript of the gene fzr, whose product is annotated as fizzy-related protein homolog. The record is from RefSeq and is a predicted model, not a curated record. The transcript has 10 exons. Lineage: Eukaryota; Metazoa; Arthropoda; Insecta; Lepidoptera; Pieridae. Gene Ontology annotation, molecular function: ubiquitin ligase activator activity; anaphase-promoting complex binding; protein binding. Gene Ontology annotation, biological process: positive regulation of anaphase-promoting complex-dependent catabolic process; positive regulation of ubiquitin protein ligase activity; anaphase-promoting complex-dependent catabolic process. Bases 407 to 1888 code for a protein of 493 amino acids. Gene Ontology annotation, cellular component: anaphase-promoting complex.
UAUCGUUUUCAUUUUAUCAUUCCCAAAAAUCAUUAAAUUGUGUACAUAAUUGUAUAAUUUUCAUAUGAAUUUUACAAUAAAUGUGUUUUAAAAGUGUAAUAUUAAUAUAUUUGUGGUUACAAGUAUUUAGUUGCGGGAAAACUUCACGUUAGAAAGCAGAUCUAUUCUACAUGUCAAAUGCAUUCAAAUGAUAGUCAAGAGGCUCACUGAGUACACUUCUUGUUGCACAUCAAAUUAUUCCAAAACAUUGAGCCUUCCGAUGCGGUACACUCUUACAUAUAAUAAAAAAUCGAUACUAUGAUUGAAUGAUAACCUGCGAGUUUCUGUGAAACAUUCUAGUCUUAUUCUUCCAUACAUAAUUGACUGUUUAAAAUUAAUUUAAGGACUUGUGAUAAACUCAAUAAUAAUGUUUAGUGAAUCAUACGAAAGAAGGCUCCUGCAGCAAUGCAGUCCUGUGAGUCGAAAACAAUCUGUUUUGGUGCGCCCAGAGCCUAUGGACAGAUUUAUUCCUUGCAGACUAGAAAAAAAUUGGCAGACAAGUUUUCAAGCCAUACGACGCGGUACAGAGAACACACCCACAAAGAAAGCUCGCAGCGAUGGCGCUACAGACACCAACGCGGGCGGAAGGGAUCACCUGGCUUACAACUGCCUUCUCCGCAAUGAGCUGCUGGGUGCACAGAUCGAAGAGCUUCGGGGACCACCUACUCCUUGCUCUGAAGGGAACAGAGCCGCGCUGGGGGCAGUGCAGCUAGCAUCGGCCACCAGGGCUGCCCUGGCGUAUUCGCCGCCUGUUUUCCGGUUUAGAGCACCAGUGCAGAAUACUGAGGAAAACGUGGACCCAUCGCCGUACAGCCUGUCGCCAGUGUCAGCGAAAUCACAGAAGCUUUUGAGAUCGCCGCGCAAAGCUACCCGCAAGAUAUCCAGGAUACCAUUUAAGGUACUGGACGCUCCCGAUUUACAAGAUGACUUUUACCUGAAUCUCGUGGACUGGUCUGUGCAGAAUGUCCUCAGCGUUGGUCUGGGUAGCUGUGUCUACUUGUGGAGUGCGUGUACGAGUCAGGUGACUCGUCUGUGCGACCUCUCGUCCGAAGGCAACACGGUCACGUCGGUAGCGUGGAGCGAACGAGGCAACCUCGUUGCUGUCGGUACACAGAAGGGGCACAUCAGUGUGUGGGACGUCUCCGUCAACAAGGAGGUAUCAAAGCUGCCCGGCCACGUGGCUCGAGUGGGUGCUCUCGCGUGGAACGGCGACGUGCUCAGUUCUGGUUCGCGGGAUCGCCACAUACGUCAGCGAGAUAUCAGAUCACCGCCGGGUCAAGCAUCGCGAGUACUGCAGGGGCACCGACAAGAAGUGUGUGGCCUGAAGUGGUCACCUGACGGUCAGUCGCUGGCGUCCGGUGGUAAUGACAAUAAACUCUUUGUGUGGACUAUGCACUCGACGUCGCCGGUACAGACGUACUCGGCGCACGUGGCCGCCGUGAAGGCCAUCGCGUGGUCGCCGCACCAGCACGGCCUGCUGGCGUCGGGCGGCGGCACGGCCGACCGCUGCAUCCGCUUCUGGAACACGCUCACCUCGCAGGUCAUGCAGUGUGUGGACACGGGUUCUCAGGUGUGUAACCUGGCGUGGUCGAAACACUCCAGCGAGCUGGUGUCAACCCAUGGAUAUUCUCAGAACCAGAUUUUGGUGUGGAAGUACCCUUCUCUCACACAGGUUGCAAAGCUCACGGGUCAUUCAUACCGAGUCCUCUACCUUGCUCUAUCACCCGAUGGCGAGGCAAUAGUCACCGGGGCUGGUGAUGAGACUCUCAGGUUUUGGAAUGUCUUCUCCAAAACACCCUCGCACAAGGAGAACAAAAGCGUACUCAACCUGUACACAGCGCUGAGAUAAGUGCCCAUCGAACUGAUGAAUGUGAAUCAAGUGUAUGAUGAAAGUUAGUGAAAUAAAGUGAAGUGUGGUAAGUACCACAAUAUUUUUGUUUGGUAAAGACAUAUGGAAAUGAAUUCUACAAUGGAUUGUAGCUAAUAUAUUAUCUUAUGAAUUCUCUUGAUCCUUUUUUUUUGUUUAAAUACCAUUUUGUGUCCGGAGCUCAGUGACAAAUUAGGAUAUUGAAACUAAAAAAAUUGUGUGAGAAUUAAUAAAACAUGUGAAUUGUGGUGUGAAUAAAUAACUUUUCAAUAGAUUUACAGUCCAAUGAUCAAGUAAUACUGUGUCAUAAUAAAACUGGUAAUUGUUUUGACAUUGUACACUAUAUGAUACAUACAGUAACCAACUUCACAUUUCGUUAUUGCAAAUAAAUACUAUAAUGCAACUUUUUUUUUUUAUUUAUUGUUUUAGUGCACGUCAAUAAAUAAAAAUACUAAAACAAAUAACCAUUAACUCGCUCAUGUGAAGUACCUUGCUUCAUACACGGCUUAUGACAUAAUAAUUGUAAUUUUCCCAUCGAGAUAUUUGACUUUACCAAAACAAUUAGUAAUGUGAUUUCAUUUAGUAUGUAAUAUUAUGUGCUCGGCACAAUAGUUUACUUUUAUAAGUAUAUAUUUAUUUUGUAUUGUACAAGCAUACUAAAUUUAUAAUGCUUAAAUAAUAGUCAUUAAUAUUAAAAUUAUGUUAAAACAUGAAAAUUUUCUGUAUAUGUUUAAUAUUUGGUACCACUAUACUAAUGCAUAUAAUGGUAGAAAUCGUGGCGAUUUUUUUUUCUAAUUUAUAAUAGCUGUAAACGUCAACGUAAACAGCAUAGCUUUUUUUUAUGUAAAUGUUGAAUAAAAGUAGUAAAAUUUCGUUUUUGAUUUCAAUUUUACAAAAAUACCCGACAUGCGGCUUAUUUUUGAUGUGUAUACAUAAGUUUGUGUAUCUUCUAUAUAUACAUUCUGUAUAUAUUUUGUUUGUUGUUUAUAUUAUUAUGUAAUUGUUAAUUAACUUUAUUAUAAUAAAAAUGUAACUGCAAUGAAAAACUUAACCUGUUAACUUCUUUUUCUACCAGCCAUGUUGCUAUUGGUAGAAAAUGAUGUUUACAUGUUUUGUAGAAAAAUUGUAUCAUUUUCUACUGCAAUGUUUCAUUACAGUGUAUAUUUUUAUAUAGCUUAGUACUUAUGAUUUACACGAGUUUGACUAAUAAUAUCUAUUUUUUUAAUGUGAUGAUUUGUUUUGGAAUCUUUUGGAAGUUUUAAGUAUGUGUUUGGAGCACUUUAAAUCUUUCACAAGGUGUUGAUGUGAAAUUUUUCCUUCAUCAAAUCUAUGUUUAUCUCUUUCGCAUUCUAACACGAAAUAGUGAUUCAAAAUGUAACUUUAUAAUUUCUGUUCUCUGUCUUAUGUAACUUCUUUCCAUAUUCUUUUACCUAUUAUUCUUUUCUGUGCACCUAUAAUUAUAUCUAUAUACUUGAUUAAGUAUGCCCAUAUUUAAUAUAAUCUAUGUGUGGUAAUAUAGUUAAUUGAAACUAGGGUAGCAAUUUCAUUAAACAUUGCAAAUAUAUUCAACACUACUUGCUUUUACUAAUGGGAGGCUUCUUUGCACAGGAUGCCGGCUAGAUAUGCUAUGGGUACCACAACGGCGCCUUUUUUCUGCCGUAAAGCUACUGCUUUAUUAACAUUACUAUGUUUAAGCAUUAUUGUGUUUCGGUCUGAAGGGUGCUAGAGGUAGCUAGUGAAACUACUGGAAAAAUGAGACUUAACAUUCUCAUGUCUCAAGGUGACGAGCAUAAUUGUAGUGCCACUCAGAAUUUUUGAGGUUUUUCAAGUAUCCUGAGCGGCACUGCAUUGUAAUGGGCAGGGCGUAUCAAUUACCAUCAGCUGAACGACCUGCUCGUCUCGUCCCGUAUUGUCAUAAAAAAAACUAAACAGUACAAACUUUAGUAGUUUGUAGUAGUAAUGGAAGUUAAAUAAUCACCGAAGAGACUUUAAGGUAUUCUAUAUUGUCUAUAAAGUUAUCCUAGUAAUUAAUGUGAAUAUUGCCAUUACUCAAAAUAUGGUUCUACUUUACUUGUGUAUAAAACAGUACACCGAUUAGAUUGUAUUUCUAGUACGGAUAAUGAUGGCCAUUCUUUUGUACAUUGUGUCGGGUAUUUAUCUUAAUGUGCAUCAGAAUUGCUCCCAUUGUUUGAUAGAAUUAUUAAGUACCUGUAAAUAGAUUAACAUUUCCUUAUAAAUUUCUGUAGAUUUGUAAUCAGAUGUAAUAGUUUCAAUGCAAAAUCAAAUUUGUCGUUUGCUUGCUCUUAUAUUAAGGCUUAGUUUUAUUCGUAACAUCAUAAGUGUACCUCUUAUGAUCUCAUUAUUUUUCUAAAAGUGAAAAGCCUGGCCAAAUUGCAUUUAUGAUAAUAUAUGUUGUUGAUGUGAUUUUUCUUCGUAUCCCAAUAAUGUGUGUUUUUGGCACGGCUGGGCAGCAUUAUUUAUUAUAAAUGUUUGUUGGAAACAAAAUUGUUUAGUAUGUAAGAUCUGUUCAAUGUAGCAAUUUUUCUCUAUUGGUUUCUUAGUGCUAUCAAUUCUCGCUACAUUGAGCUGCAACAAGGUACCCAUGCAAUUUGCUAUAACGAUAUGUACAGGCUAGAUCAGGCAAAACUGUUAAGAAAUUUGUAAAGUUGUCAUUGAAAUUUAAAUUACGGUUGAAUGCCUUAAGUUCACCCAACAAUAGAAAAAGAAAUACAUAUUACAACUCAAAAUAGGGUAAAUUAUGCAUUUAAAUUUAAAUAUUAUUUAUAAUUAAGUUACCCUAUUAUUGUUUUUAAUAAUGCUACAAAAUAUAUUUGAAGUCUUUGUCUGAACGAAUUCGCCGUAAAAGUAUAAUAUAAUAUUCAACCUGACCUCUCUAAAUUUGUUGUGACUAUGACGUCACAGUACACAACAAAUUGAAGUGUCCGUGUCGGUUGGAUAUUUUUAACAAUUUUUAUAAAACUUGUCCUACUCUUGCCGGGUAUGCAGUAAUCUAAGCCAUUUAAUAAAAAUACAAGUAUGCAAACUCCGUAUUCUAUCAACAAACACUUUUGCUUGGUGUAGAAUGUCCAUGUCAAUCGUAACUAAAUUGUAAAUGUUGUGUAUAUGUUAUUAUAUUCUUUAAUUAUUCCUACUAGGUGUGUAAUUAUAUUGGAUUUGUGCAAUGUAGGUUGUAGCGAGCGAUCUCAUUCUCUGUUCCAAAUGUAGUCCCAAUAGUUGAACGGAGAUAGUCAUCGCUGUAGAGUUAGCAGUACAUUUCAUGCCAAAUAUUAAAAAAAAAUCUGUUUUGGUAUUCUUGCGUUGAGUGUUCAACACUUAUGUUUAUUUGCCUUGAAUUGAAUACAAUAAAAAUAACCUUUAUCUUUUUCGUAGUCUUUUACAAAUUAACCUAGCUUAAAUAAUUAAACAACUAAUGUAUUAAAAGAUGCAACUUUGGUAGCUAGAGGUUCCAUUUCAAAAUAAAACAUUUAUAUGAUGUCCCUGACUUCAAAGAAGAGUAUUUCUGUUCCAGAGCAACCCUGGUCCAAUAUGGACUUUAUGUCUGGUAUAUUUCUUGCUCCCAUCUUUUUGGAGGCCGUCCUCUGAGCAGUACUUUGCCUUCGCUUGGGUACCAGACAGUAACAUGCUUGGACCAUUUUUCCAGGUUGCAGCGCAGCAAAUGACUGUGUCUAUCUCCUUUUUUACUGAUCAGUGCAGAUUAGGAUGUCCUUGACUUUUGUUUUCUUUAUUUCUGUUCUUAGUUUUUAUUACCAUUAUACUCCUUUCCAUUGCCCCAACGGCAACACAUACUGCAAGUUUCUCUCUGUAUUGUUGGGUGAGAGCCCAGAUUUCUCAGCAAUAAGUUAUGCAUGGUAGGAUGCAUGUGUUGUAAGUUGUGAAGAAUGUGCAUAAAUAUAUUAGUUGAAAAAGUUUGGUUCAAGGCAUUUAAACUUAAUCAGGGUUUUGUUAUGAAAAUACAUUUAGUUUGUGUUGAAUAAAUUUCGGAAUUAUAUGUUUUACAUAUCAAAGUGGUAAAAGUUUAAAUUUAUGUUAGGACAUUGUAAAAAAAUCGCGGUAAAUAACAAAUUAAUUGAGCACGCUUUUGUAUUAAGUUGGUGAUGCGGUGAUUUGAUGAGUGAAAUAUAUAUAUAUAUAAAGAUUUAUUUAUACAUAGAGAUAUAAUAUAUUGAUGCACUAUGUAAAGAUAGACUGAUAUUAGAUUUAUUAACAUAUUGUAAGUGUUCAUAUGUAUGUUUAUUUUAGAAUAAAUAUUUGUGUGAUUUA